AUGACGAUCCAUACUUCUCACCCUGAAUCCGACCCCAAAUGGUGGAAGGAGGCUACGAUCUACCAAAUUUACCCUGCAAGUUUUAAAGACUCAGACAAUGAUGGAUGGGGAGACAUGAAGGGAAUUUUCUCAAAACUAGAAUACAUCAAGGAACUUGGGGUGGAUGCCAUUUGGAUCUCGCCAUUUUACGAUUCCCCUCAAGAUGAUAUGGGCUAUGAUAUUGCAAACUACGAAAAAGUAUGGCCGACGUACGGAACCAAUGAAGAUUGCUUCAAUGUCAUCAAAAAGACCCACGAGCUGGGAAUGAAGUUCAUUACCGAUCUCGUCAUAAAUCAUUGUUCCAGUGAACAUGAAUGGUUCAAGGAAAGUAGAUCAUCAAAGACUAAUCCAAAACGCGAUUGGUUCUUCUGGAAGCCUCCUAAGGGCUAUGAUGAUAAUGGAAAACCAAUUCCUCCAAACAACUGGAAAUCUUAUUUUGGAGGAUCUGCAUGGACAUUCGACGAGGUAACUGAAGAAUUUUAUUUACGACUAUUUGCAUCAACUCAACCAGAUUUAAACUGGGAAAGUGAGGAAUGCAGAAAAGCUAUCUACGAGAGCUCAGUUGGUUUUUGGCUUGAUCACGGCGUCGAUGGCUUUAGAAUAGAUGUUGGAAGCUUGUAUUCGAAGGUCGUUGGUCUACCCGAUGCUCCUGUAACCGACAAAAACUCUCCUUGGCAGUCAAGCGACCCAAUGACAUUGAAUGGCCCCCGCAUCCAUGAAUUUCACCAAGAGUUGAAUGAUUUCAUGAGAAAGAGGGUGAAGGAUGGAAGGGAACUAUUGACUGUUGGAGAAAUGCAACAUGCGACGGACGAGGUCAAAAAAUUAUACACCAGCUCUUCGAGACAUGAGCUCAACGAACUCUUUAACUUCUCCCACACAGAUGUGGGCACUUCUCCUUUAUUUCGAUACGAUCUAGUGCCUUUCAAGCUCAAGGACUGGAAAAUUGCUUUAGCUGAAUUAUUCAGGUUCGUUAAUGGGACAGACUGUUGGUCAACAAUCUACCUCGAGAACCAUGAUCAGCCUCGGUCUAUUACCAGGUUUGCAGAUGACUCACCUAAGAAUCGUGUUAUUUCCGGAAAACUUUUGAGUGUCCUGCUGACGUCAUUGAGCGGGACCUUGUACGUUUACCAAGGUCAAGAGCUAGGCCAGAUCAACUUCAAGAAUUGGCCCAUUCAAAAAUAUGAAGAUGUUGAGGUAAGAAAUAACUACCAAGUUAUCAAAGAUGAGCAUGGUGAAAAAUCUAUACAGAUGAAAAAUUUUAUGGAAGGAAUUGCUCUAAUCUCGAGGGAUCAUGCAAGGACCCCUAUGCAGUGGAGCAAGGAUGAACCAAAUGCAGGGUUCUCUGCCAGUGAAGCUAAACCAUGGUUUUUUGUAAACGAAUCUUUUCGGGAAGGUAUAAACGUAGAAGACGAACUAAAGGAUGAAGAGUCCGUCCUCAAUUUCUGGAAAAAGGCCCUAAAAUUCAGAAAGGCUCACAGAGACAUCGCUGUCUAUGGUUACGACUUUGAGUUUAUUGACUUGGAAAAUAAUCAAGUUUUCAGUUUCAAGAAAAGUCACGGAAGAAAAAAACUGGUUGCUGCUUUGAAUUUUAGCUCAGAAUCUGCUGAUUUUGAAAUCCCAAAUGAUGAUGGAUCUUAUGAGCUAGCAUUUGGUAACCUUUCGGAAACCGUUGUUGAUCCUCAAUCAAGGUCCUUGAAGCCAUGGGAAGGGAGAGUUUACAUUUCUCAAUGA
Lachancea dasiensis is the source of this 1770-nucleotide messenger RNA. Lineage: Eukaryota; Fungi; Ascomycota; Saccharomycetes; Saccharomycetales; Saccharomycetaceae. The record is from the annotation of a GenBank genome assembly.